AUGUCUAUUCAGGACAUCAGCAACCUACUUCACAAUGCCAACAUUCUGGCGCAUCUCUCCGAACAGCCCCAAGUGCAGCUCAGUCUUCAGCCCACUUCAACUAGCAGUCAGAACAUCCGGAAGGCACCAUGGUCCAAUGAGCAUACCCGUGAGGAGGAGGCUGUAAAUCAGGCUCCAGAGCAUGAUAUAAGUGAUGAUGACCAGGACCAGGACCAAACUGAUGGGGAAAAUGAGGAAAGGUAUGUCUUCCACUACUAUCUCAUCCUUCUACAUAUUAUCACAUGUACCCGAUGCAUGGAUGGGGUUCAGGACCAGGAGAAAACGCUCGAAACAGGCGAUACCACAGACUUCGGACAACACGAAGAUGAUUUGGAUGGUGAGUAUGAAGGUGAAGCUCAGGAAGAUUUAAAUCGUUGCGAUUUCGAUCAUGAGCCUGAUGCUGUGGACGAUUUUCUGGAUCAAGGUAUUGAUGGGGAUUUUGACGAUGAGCUUGACACUCAGAGGGACAAGCCUGACGCUCAGGACAAUGCUAUUGAUGAUGAUUUCAAUGAUGAGCUCGACAACACAGCCAGAGACAAAACAGAGGAAAGUGUUUUAAUUUUUGUCUUGAGCCACUCGAAGUCUCCUCGUCGACCGUCACCUCAACAUGUGGUAUCUACUGGGUCUUCUGCUCUAGCGCUACCUCUUAAAUAUUCAUGCAGAAAUAAGCGCAAGGCCAAGACAGCUCAAGAGGACCCCGUGAAGCUUGGCUUUUACCCACCUGCCUGGCAAGCAUUUUUGCAGGCAGAGAAGUUAGAAAUGCACCUACAGGCUGUUCUAAUGCAUCCCAUUCCAGAUCAUCAAGAUGCACUACAACUUGCACAAGAAGUUCUUGAUGCUGAAUUGUGGAUGUAUCAUGAAAAAAAGAUCAAGUUGGACAAUGUACACGACACAAAUGUCGUGACUGAGCUGAAGAAAAUUGUUAUAUCCAUCGCAAAAGCAUCAUACAAUAUCUUCCCGAAGGGCACCAUAGCGCGCAAGGAUGAGGUACAGAGAUGUGUCAUAGCGAAGGCCACCAAGUUACUCAAGACCAGUGAUUAUCUUUGUAUUCCUGAUUCAUCUAAUGGCAAAUGGAAGAAUUUUGUCUCACAAGCUCUCAGGGAUGGCUGCCUUGAGUUCUACUAUGGCAAUAGCAAGAAGGCCCUCAAGAACACAGAUGAAUUUCGACAUACAAUACCUAUCAAUGGGCUACUUCUUGUGGGUGCUGUGGUGAAGGGCGUCCUCACUGGGUUUCGCAAGACUGGCACCGACAAAGUCCCUGACCUCUCAGCAGAUAAAUGUAGGGCUGACUUCAACUCAUUGCAGAGGUCUGUAGAUGCACUUCUAGAAAAUCCUGACCAUUGUGUGGAGCUUGAGGAGAUGUUGGAGCAGUGGGCUAUGAUUGGGGCAGGUGACCUUGAUUUUGAUGAGGGCAGUAUGGGAGGCCGUGAUAUGGAUGAUGUCAACAUCAUCUUAUAA
Molecule: messenger RNA, 1497 nt
Organism: Suillus fuscotomentosus
Lineage: Eukaryota; Fungi; Basidiomycota; Agaricomycetes; Boletales; Suillaceae
Exons: 9
Coding region: 1-1497 (498 amino acids)
Source: RefSeq, a predicted model, not a curated record